AUGGAUGGUGCACCUUCGAUCAACCCAUUCACCGUCCCAUUUUUUCCCUUGUUCCCCAUCAUCAUCGUCACCGCCACACUCAUUCUCAUCGCAAGCGCUGAAGAUCAAGAUACAAAAGAAAAUACAAAUAUUCCCAGUCUCCAGGAUGAUAAUGGCGCCGCCGACCUGUCAUUACAACCACCGGUAUCAUCAAAAGACCCCGAUCAAGUUGUAACAAAAUCAGUUGCAUUCAAACCUAGCGCAGCAGCGAUCGUAGGUGUUUUAGCAACCACAUUUUGCCUCACAUUUUUACUCCUUCUCUACAUGAAAAACUGCGAUGGGGUUGCUGCCAACAACACAGAUCAACAUGGACAUGGGGAUUUGCAAGACAGGGAGAAUUCCGGGAUUGGACGGACAGCUGUUGAUAUGUUGCCGGCAUUCGAGUUUGGUUCGUUGAGAGGACAAAAACAAGGACUUGAAUGUGCGGUUUGUCUCACUGGGUUUGAGGAUCAUGAUAUAUUGAGAUUAUUGCCAAAAUGCAAACAUGCUUUCCAUAUGGAGUGCGUCGACACAUGGCUUAACCAACACUCCUCGUGUCCGCUCUGUCGCUAUAAAGUUGAUCCUGACGACGUAUUUUCUUCUGAUGAAGUGUUGAUGUCGUCAGACGAGGAAAGCGGGAGAGUUAUGAGUAAUGUCAUCAACAACAAUGAGUCGUCACAACAAGAAAAUGAAAGUAUAGGUUCACGACGAGUUUCUUUUGUGACAGAGAGGAUGUGUGAAGGGUCUUUGAUUAGUAGUCAUCAUUCAAGAAAGGUAAAGAGUGAAAGUGUUAUUGGACAACAUAGGUUACAUCACCAGAUAGUUUUGUCUCCUACAUGUUCUAUCCCUUCAGAUAGUGGUGUUCCCCAACGGUGGAGCAAUUUUGAAACAGAUGAUAUGCUUUACUUAACUUCUGAUAGGAUUAUUAGUUGCAGUUCGUCUUCACAUGACCGAAGGAGAAGCGCGGUGAGGCGAUAUCACAGUAUUGUUGAUGAUGAGAUGGAGAAUGGCUUUGGUGGUGGUGGUGGGAGGAGGAGAAAUGAGAGGGAUUUGAGCGGUACUGUCUCGGAUAUGACAGGGAUGCUGAGGAUUUUGAAUAGGGAUAGAAGGAGGGAAAGAGACCGGCGUGGUGGUGGUGAUGGUGGUCGAGAAGAACAAGAACGGCGACGGGAGAGUGUGGCUUCGAGGUGGUGGGCUUGGAUUUCUAGGUCACAACUAUCACAUAGAUCAAGAUCAAGUUUUGAAUGA
This is a messenger RNA of Lathyrus sativus (Indian pea), 1266 nucleotides long. NCBI's taxonomy places the organism in Eukaryota, Viridiplantae, Streptophyta, Magnoliopsida, Fabales, Fabaceae. The record is from the annotation of a GenBank genome assembly.